Molecule: messenger RNA, 3110 nt
Organism: Thamnophis sirtalis
Lineage: Eukaryota; Metazoa; Chordata; Lepidosauria; Squamata; Natricidae
Source: RefSeq, a predicted model, not a curated record
UCUUUCUACGAAACAGCAGAGAAGAUGCCGGCGGAGUGAUGAGCUACACGCUGCCUGUUGCGAAUGCCCUGCUGCGGAUAAAGAAACUGAAAUAGCUUUUUGAUGUCCUGUUUUGUCAUACUUGGGAAAUUAUCUCAGGAAGUCAGAUAUUCAUCAGAUAGUCACUUGCUCCUUCCAAAAGAUGGCAAGGGAAAUGGUUUCACAGUCUUCAUGAACCCAGAAACAAAACUUGGAAAAUAUUGCUCAUCACUGAAAAGAAAAAGAAACCAAAGAGAUAGGUUUCAUGACGAAUCACAUAAAUCAUGAAGUAUUGUUCCUGAACCGAGGGGUGGGUAGAUGGGUAGAGAAGCAGAGAAGAAAAUACAGCUUGGGAAAGGCAAGACUCUGCAAGAAAAGACAAACCGUGGAUCCAAACCAUUUGGUUUCUUGGCAGAAGCAUCUGCUUUUAGAAGAAUAUCCACACUUCAUCAUUCCAAUGCAGUAUGAUUGUUUCUGGUGAACGCCAACUUUUCAGUCCUGUGCCAAAAAUACAAAAGUGUAUUCCUCCUUAAAGGAUUAUUUGCUGAUUAUAUCGAUUGAUUUUUAAUUUUAAAAAAACAGGAGUAAAAAUUCAGCAGAAGAUACCAAGAUGAUCAACAUAGGAAGGUUACCUUUAAAAAUGUGUUUUUUAGUAUUCUUGGGAGCAGGAGUAGACGUUUUGCUAUCAGAAGAAUGCAAGAGUAAAUGGGGACACAUGAGUGCAAAUGGCACAGAGCUGUCAUUAAAAUCAACGGUGGAUCUGUCCUGCUGGCUAAACAAGAGCUUCUACCGUAGGCAUUGUAACAUCGUUUUGUUACACAACCACUCUAUUAUCAGUAGCAGCAGCUCUCCGAAUUCUUCAAUCAGGGCCCAGAUUCUACUGAAUACUUUUGGGAGGCAGACAUUUGAAUGUGAUUGCAAAGCACCGAGACCACAGCGCAUAUGCGGAAUUUAUGUUUUUGUUGGAAUUGCUCCAGAUCAACCAAAAAAUGUGUCAUGUGCCCAGUAUGGAAAAUAUGGAGCCACCAUUUGUUCUUGGGAUAAAGGAUAUUAUACCUAUCUGUUUACUACCUAUACCCUAUGGGUAACAAAUGAAACCCCCAAUGGGACAGUCUUGGGAGAAAAAACUAGCACUACAGUUAACACAGUAGAUCUCAGGAAAAAGCUGGACUUUGAAACUACUUAUACAGUUGUGGUCAAAGCCACAAAUAAAGUUGGGAGCAAUUCAUCUGAACCAAUGCAGUUCACAUUAAUAGACAUUGUGAAGCCUCACCCUCCUGUGAACCUCUCAGUAAGCUGCAAUGCCUUUGUUCCCCAAAAUUGUACCAUCUUCUGGCAAGAUCAGCAAGAAACACAGGGCUUUAGACUGAGAUACCAACCAAUCCACAGUAAUUCCUGGAUUACGUGCCGUUUGAACCUGUUGAUGUCUGGUAUUUAAAGGAGACCUCUUCCAAAAUGCAGAACAUUACUCUCUUCUGGAAGUCCAAAAAUGUACAAGGAAUAAUAAGCCAAAACUUUCAAUAUCAAGUGAUAUUUCAAAAUCUCAACCAGAUGCCACCAAGAACUGCAGACAUGAGUGUGACCACCCACACUGUUUUCUCGCAUGUCUCCCUUAAGGCAGAUUAUAACAUAACACUUAAUUCGAAGAAUUCACGGGGCAUCUCCCCAUCUGUCUACAUAACAACAAAAUUGGGAAUUACAGAACUGCUACCACCUAACCAGGUGUCUGCCACAACCAUGGAGAAUGAGAGAAUCGUUGUUAAAUGGGAAGUACCUUCAGCACCACCCUCUUUCAUCAGUGGAUACAUAGUUGAAUGGGUAGAGAUCCCUCAAGACUAUCACAGGAACAACAUCUCCCCGACCUGGUUUAAAAUUCCUGUUUCUAAUUGCACAGUGAUAAAAGAGAAUUUAAAGCCCAACGUAUGCUACCACAUCCGUGUGUUUGCGCUCUAUCGGGACAGAGCAGGAAAAGCAGCUACCACCACAGAAAAUAUCUCAGCAAAAGCUCCGUUAACGGGACCUCAGAUUGUGAAUGUAACUGUGGAAGGUGGCAGCAUUUUGGUCUCCUGGAGAGAAGUUCCAGAAGAUCGGAGGAUGGGGUGUAUCAUUAGUUACAAGAUUUAUUUGCAGAAACAAUUCUUUUCUGCACCCCUGGAUGUCCACGAGCUCUCUAAACCAGCCCCACAACCCUUUUAUAUAAAAAACAUAGAGGCUGGUGCUUCCUAUGUUAUUUGGAUGACGGCUUCUACAAAUGCUGGAGAAAGCCCGAAAGGGAAUGAAGAGCUGAUCUACAUAAAAACAGGUGGAUUUAUAGAUGCUACCGGCUGGGUCCCAAUUGUAGCCAUUUUCAUUAUUAUUGGACUUUCAGUCUUCUUUUGCUGUAUACCAGCUGUUCGGCAAAAGAUUUUCUCUCUCUUUUCUGCUCUGGUAUUUGGUUGGUAUCCAGAUCCAGCCAACUCUACAUGGGCAAAAGAAUUCACAUCUACAAAGGAUGAAUCAAGUUCCAACUCUACAGUGUUUUUAAGCCACCCAGUCAGAUCUAAAGACCCCGAAACUCUACAAAUAAAGGAAACCUUAAUUGAAAGACAGGGCUUCACUUUUAUGGAUGGGCACAUAUACAAAAAUAUAUGCAAGACAGAAGCACUAUCUACGAGAACAAACAACUGCAAUUCUUUGACUACCAAUAUAACAAAUAGUACUGGUAGCUAUCAGUUGCCAUCUUUGUACAAGAAACUUAUACCUGAAGAUCCAAAUGAAAGCCAAGUAUUUUCUGAGUGCUUGGUUAAUCCACUCGAGGAUGCCACAGUAGAUUACCUGCCUACCAUCACACCGGCCAUUAUGACUUCUGAGGAAGACAGCUCUGGAUCUGAACUCAGUUCAUUGCCUAUUUUUCCUAUAACUUCUUUUCGAAGAAAUCCAGGUUUUUUGGGUGGAAAACUUACUCUGGAUGCUAUAAAAAUGGACUGCAAUUCUUUCACAGAGAACCCUUUUUUAAGAGCAGAGAUAUAGGGAAUGUUGCUCUUAAGCAUUAAGACUACCUAUGCCAGGGGUCAGCAAAGUUAGACACUCAAAAGAGCCACAAAGGUCGUAAC